AUGCACAAGAGCAGACUCGGGGUGGCCUGGGAAGGGUAUGCCUUGAGGGAGAAAUACUCUUCCGUACUUUGCCAGCUGAGACAAGAAGCUGCCACGGUGGUGUAUCUCCUCAUCAUAAAAGUGAUGUUGGCUCUGAUUUUGUACCAGAGCCACAGCCCUUAUGACAUGCUGGAGAGCAUCAAGAAGGAGGUCGAAGGUGACCUGGAAAAUGUUUUCCUGAAGCUGGUCCAGUGCAUUCGGAACAAGCCCCUGUAUUUUGCUGACAGACUGUACGUCCCCGUGAAUGGCAAGGGCAGUCGUGCUAAGGUCCUGAUUAGAAUCCCCUGCAGUGACAUGGACAUGUUGAAAAUAAGGUCUGAUUUCAAGUCAAGUUCGGCAAGUCUCUGUACUACUGCGUUCAGCAGGACACCAAGGGCGACUGCCAGAAAGCACUGCUGUUCCUGCGUGGUGGGGGUGACUGAACCCCACAACAUCCGAGCAUCCAGGGUGGCUGUUCUGUGCUCCAGCUAA
Molecule: messenger RNA, 510 nt
Organism: Rangifer tarandus platyrhynchus (Svalbard reindeer)
Lineage: Eukaryota; Metazoa; Chordata; Mammalia; Artiodactyla; Cervidae
Source: the annotation of a GenBank genome assembly